AUGUUAUCCAUUGUUAAUUCUAUUUGUUGGUUUAAUAUUCUUAUUGUUAUCAGUGGAUCUCUAAGUAUAUCGUACAAUCAACCUCGAUUUAGUUCAUGUGCAAUAUGGGAUAUAAACGCAACUACAGUAAUUGGUAGUUCUCCACUGGGAUCCAGUCCCUAUGGUCUAUUUAUCAAUAAUAAUAAUACUUUAUAUGUAACAUCACGAAAAAAGAACAAUACUCAGAUAUGGCCUGAAGGUGCUGGUAGUUCUACUAGUACUUUUUCUAUUGAUUUAGCUGCUCCUGCUGGAAUCUUUGUCACAGAUGCAAAGGACGUUUAUAUCGAUAAUGGACUUUACAAAAAUGAAGUGAUUAUGUGGCCAUUUAAUCAAACGAAUAGCAUCGUUGUUAUGAAUGUUAGCGGACGAUGUCACUCGCUUUUUAUUAAUAUUAACAAUACGCUUUAUUGUUCUAUGGGGGAUCUUCAUCAAAUCGUCAGCAAAUCGUUAAAUGAUACUGCUAAUACAUUACCAACAAUUACUGCAGGUAACGGUUCUAAUGGAUCAAUGGCAAAUUUACUUUCUACUCCUUAUGGUAUCUUUGUCGAUACUAAUUUUGACUUAUAUAUAGCCGAUAGUGGUAAUCAUCGUAUUCAAGUUUUUCAUUUUGGUCAGUCGAAUGGAACAACUGUUGUAGGCGAUGGAUCGCCAAUUAAUUUUGCACUUAAUAGUCCGUCGGAUGUUAUACUUGAUGCUGAUGGAUAUUUAUUUAUUGUUGAUCAAGGCAAAAAUCGUAUCAUUGGAUCAGGACCGUAUGGUUAUCGAUGCAUUGCUGGAUGUUCAGAACUGAAAAAUACAACAGCUGAUACAUUGAAUACUCCGUUCGGUAUUGCUUUUGAUAGUUAUGGUAAUUUAUUUGUGGUUGAUACAGGUAAUUCUCGAAUUCAAAAAUUUGUUCUCAGAAACAAUUCUGUCGCUUGCAUUGAAUCGACAACAGAAACAACUUCGAUGCUGUUAUCAACCAAUUUGGAAGAAGAUACAACAAUAUUAACUACAACUUUAGAAUAUAUUGCAACGGUCGAAGUUUCCAUUGAGGUAUCAACAACAGUUGCAGCAUUUAUAAGAAAAUCCAAUUAUUAUUUUGUUCCUGAAAACUGUAUCAAUUCUAAUUAUAUUGGCGUGUCUUGUAAUCAAACAAGUAAUCCAUGUGAUAUGCUUCGUCCAUGCCAAAAUUCAGGCACUUGUUAUUCUAAUAUCAGCACUUUCGAUCGUUAUUCUUGUUUAUGUGCCGAUGGUUUUAGUGGUAGUAAUUGUCAAUACGAUUAUCGACUUUGUAAACCUAACAAAUGUUGGAAUAAUGGUUCUUGUAUGAUAUUAUCUAAUACGAGUUUUUUAUGUGUGUGUUCAUCUAUUUGGCAAGGUAUAUAUUGUCAGACAACAAUGAAUUAUUGUGGCAAUAUUACUUGUUUGAAUAAUGCUGUCUGUCGUUCAUUAUUAUCUGAUUAUAAAUGUGAAUGUUUAACAAGCAGUUUUUCGGGUCGUUUUUGCGAACACAAAGCUAAUUCUCUCAUUGUCAAAGAAAUCAUUUCGAAAACACUAUCUUAUAUUGCUAUUCUAGCCAUAGUCAUCGUUAUGUUUUUCGUAAUUGUACUCGACGUACUGAAAUAUAUAUUUCACAUCGAUCCAGUUUAUGAAGAACGCAGUCGACUUGCUCGUCGAAAACAAUUUAUUCGUAUUCAAACAAAACCUCCUACUCUAAUCAGACCUUUCUUUAUCGAUUAA
This is a messenger RNA of Adineta steineri, 1761 nucleotides long. NCBI's taxonomy places the organism in Eukaryota, Metazoa, Rotifera, Eurotatoria, Adinetida, Adinetidae. The record is from the annotation of a GenBank genome assembly.